AUGGCUGCGAGCGAUGGGCCACCAACCAAGAUCUGCAAAAGAGACUGGGAGGAUUUUAUUCUGGCCAGAGGGAGUUAUGAAAACACCUUGCCAGACGAUGCAAUGCCGUUUUUGAACAGAACGACAGAGCUAUUUGUAAUCAUCGAAGAGAACAUCAAAGCAAUCCGGCAACUGAACAUCUCAACCAAUCUCACGGACUAUCGGAAGAUGAAGGUGUGCUUUGCUGCACAGAUGUUUGGCGCUGGCAAGACAAUGUUGGGCCGCAACCUUGUUCCCCAGCUAAAACUUGCAAAAUCUGAUUUGCAGGCCCACCUGAAAGCCUUCUUGGAUAAAGAGAAGGCUAAGGGGGAAGAUGGAAGAAAAUUUGCUGCUUUCUUCAGCCGAGAAGUGGAAACUCUCAAGCAAGCAGAACGGCUUUAUGUGGACUUCAGGGGGUUAUCAGAUGUGGCCGCUGUGCCGGUUGAAACGGCCCGUGUUGCGAACACGAAGGGGCCCCAGCAAACCGAUGUUGCUGGUGGAAUUGCGGAGGUGCUCAUGGAGGCGGCGAAAAUCACUCAGAAACCACUCUUUGUGCACUUUGAUGAAAUCGGGGGUUUCCAGGUCCCGGAUCUCCGGAAGCUACGUGAUGGAGUGAUUCGCACGUGGGCAAGCAUGAACCAGGAAGCUGUUAAGGGCCAGGUUAUGCCCCGCAUCUAUUUCUAUUUUUCUGGCAAAAGCGUGCCGCUGUUGGAAUUGGGCAAUCCCCAUUCUCCCGUUGGCACUAGGUGGAUCAUACUGACAUUGAUGGCAGAUUAUGCCAAUGGACUGGUGACUGGUGGUGCUCCGCGGCUGCUGCUGUACACUCUUCGUUAUUUGUACUCCUGGAAGCCAAACUUGAGCACUCCACACGCUGUUGAUGUGGCCAUGAGCGAUGCCUAUUCUUGCUUCAAGGGCAUUGACAUGGUCGCCAGAGACAUUUUCAUCACAGGAGUUGAAAACAGCCCAGAGGCCACUGCCGUCAAGAUGCCUGGCUCCAGCUCCUGGUGCUUGCGCGCAUCAGAAAAUGCGGCUGAAGUGAAGGAUGCCAGCUUCUAUAUAGACAUCAUGGACUUCAUCAAAAUCUUUGUAAUGGAGACAUAUGAACAGAAUUUCCGGACACCGCUUUUUUUUGGUGACUCUGCCGGGGCUGGGCUCAGUGCUGAUGAUGUGCUUGAGCGCUUGGUGGAGCAUCGCAUCAUUGUCCAAGCCUGCCUGGCUGACAAGACGACAUGGAAAGCGCUCCUGUCUCCGCUGCUUGACAAAUCCAAGCAUGCAGGUAAAGGCGUCCAGUUGGACAAACGUGCUCCAAUCAAGUGGAUGCCAGCAGCAACGGCAGCAUGCAAGGUAAAUGUCACCAACGAAGACACCGAGGGUCAGGUUUUGCAGAGAUCGACUAUUCCCCCGCAAAGCCUCACCAAGGUUGUGAACGACAAGUUGAGGUCGAACCGAAUUUACCGACCUCGACCAAAAUCCAAGUCAGCCGACACCAUCAUCAAGCAAGAAGACUUUGUGCUCGAGAUACAAGACAAGAGCGGGCUAGCAGCUCCGUUGGAGUGGGCUGCAGUCUGCACAGAGGCGCAAAGCUUAGAUGGAACGUGUUUGUCACCGUUGAGAUGUGCUGACUGUAGGUCUGCCCAGCAAAAGCAGCAAAACAUCCAAAGCAGCGCAGGAUUAGGAGAGCGUAGGGCGUACUAG
Molecule: messenger RNA, 1713 nt
Organism: Symbiodinium sp. CCMP2592
Lineage: Eukaryota; Dinophyceae; Suessiales; Symbiodiniaceae
Source: the annotation of a GenBank genome assembly